GCCGUGGGCCAUAGCAGGCACGCUUAAUAGGGGCCUCGCUGUGCCGGCCCAUUUGGUCCACUCUCUCUCCAAGCCCUAAGGCUCCACGCUCCCUCUCCCCGCCGCCUCCGCACUGUGCCUUCGCAGCCGCCGCCGCAGCUAUGGGCGCGUACAAGUUGGUGUCGGAGCUAUGCAGGAGGAAGCAGUCGGACGUGAUGAGGUUCGUGCAGCGCAGGGCUCUCGGCUCCCAGGCCAAGCAGCUUGGCAAGCCUAUUGAGGAGACCAAGGAAGAUGUGUACCCGAGGACCCACAAGUCACCUGCCAAGAUACGCAUAAUUAUGAAAUCUUUCAAUAACCAGAAGAACAAUCUGAAGGAGCUUGCGCCGUACAUGCAUAAGGUUGGGUUGCCUGAAUCGCGGUCCUUAUACACCGUGCUGCGAUCACCUCAUAUUGAUAAGAAAUCCAGGGAGCAAUUCUCAACGCAUGUGAAGAAAGUGUUUGUGGAGAAAACAGCGGAGACACAUGAACUGGCCAAGAAGUUCUUCUGGUUGAAACGGCUUCGUAUAUUGGGGGCUCAGUACGAAGUCGUUAUUAAUUUCAAGACACGCUUGGGUAAAAAGUUUGGCUGCAGCAAAGGUGGUGGCCUGCUUUGACAUCCAAAACAGGGUUCAGGCAUAGAAUAAAAAGGAGGUACUACUUUCUUGUCUUGUACUAGAGCUGCAUCAGGCCACACACAAGCUAUCCAUCCAACUUGUGUGGAUCUUAAUUUCUGGCAUUGGUUUGAUCUAGCAUAUAAGUACUAUAUAUUCUAUGUAACUAAGGCUGCAUGUGACCUAUCUGAGGCUGUUGCUUUUUUGGUAACCAUCUAUGUAUUUCGAAAGAAGAUGGUGAUAAUAGACGAUGUCUGUCUGUCUUCUUUUUUUGCGAUAUACUAGUGCCAUCUAAUCUGAUUAUGUUAUGUGGGUGACAAUCGAUUCACUUACUAUUGA
Triticum urartu is the source of this 968-nucleotide messenger RNA. RefSeq names its product small ribosomal subunit protein uS10m. Gene Ontology annotation, cellular component: ribosome. NCBI's taxonomy places the organism in Eukaryota, Viridiplantae, Streptophyta, Magnoliopsida, Poales, Poaceae. Gene Ontology annotation, biological process: translation. Gene Ontology annotation, molecular function: structural constituent of ribosome. The record is from RefSeq and is a predicted model, not a curated record.